UCGCGCAUCUCCACCCGUUUCCUUUUCACGACCCAUAGAUAGACAAAGAGAUAUCUUGUAGAGACAAAAGCAGCCACAGCAAUCGUUCCGAGAAUCUUCAAGCGAUAGAAUAGCACCCAUCAUGACUUCCCCCGGUAACCACCACGAUGAGCUGCCAACGCAGGACCCUCAGUAUGCGCUUCUCGGCAGGGACAGUAUCGCACUGUUCUCGGAUGCCGGUUUCGACAUGGACAAGAUCCACCUGAAGCGAAACGCUCCCGUCGCCUCGCUCUACGAGGACGCCAUCUCAAAGGAGGGUGCCAUCAUCUCGAGCAACGGCGCGCUCAUCAACUUUUCGGGAAAGAAGACGGGCCGCAGCCCCAAGGACAAGCGCAUUGUCUACGAGGAGACGAGCAAGGAUGAUGUCUGGUGGGGACCUGUUAACAUCAAGAUGGACGAGCACACGUUCGAGAUCAACCGCGAGCGUGCCAUCGACUACCUCAACACCCGCGACGACAUCUACGUCUUUGACGGCUUUGCCGGCUGGGACCCCAAGUACCGCAUCAAGGUCCGCGUCAUCUGCGCCAGGGCCUACCACGCGCUGUUCAUGCACAACAUGCUGAUCCGGCCCACCCGCGAGGAGCUCGAGAACUUCGGCGAGCCCGACUUCAUCAUCUACAAUGCCGGCCAGUUCCCUGCCAACCGCUUCACGGCGGGCAUGACGUCGACGACGUCGGUCGAGAUCAACUUCAAGCGUCGCGAGAUGGUCAUUCUCGGUACCGAGUACGCUGGCGAGAUGAAGAAGGGUAUCUUCUCGGUCAUGCACUACCUCCAGCCCGUCAAGUUCGGCCAGCUCUCGCUGCACUCGUCGGCCAACGAGGGCCCCGACGGCGACGUCUCGCUCUUCUUUGGUCUCUCGGGCACUGGCAAGACGACGCUCUCGGCCGACCCGCACCGACGGCUGAUUGGCGACGACGAGCACGUGUGGUCCGACGAUGGUGUCUUCAACAUCGAGGGCGGCUGCUACGCCAAGUGCAUCGGCCUCUCGGCUGAGAAGGAGCCGGAAAUCUACAACGCCAUCCGCUUUGGCUCGAUUCUCGAGAACGUGUCGUACGACAAGAACACGCGCGUCCCCGACUAUGACGACUCGCACCUGACGGAGAACACGCGGUGCGCAUACCCGAUCGAGUACAUCAACAACGCAAAGAUCCCCUGCAUUGCCGGCCUGCCCAAGAACAUCAUUCUCCUCACCUGCGACGCCUUUGGUGUCCUUCCCCCCGUCUCCAAGCUCAGCCCCGAGCAGGCCCAGUACCACUUCAUUGCCGGCUACACGUCCAAGACGCCCGGUACCGAAGACGGUGUUGUCGAGCCCAGCCCCACCUUCUCGACGUGCUACGGCCAGCCCUUCAUUGUUCUCCACCCGCGUCGCUACGCCGCCAUGCUGGCUGAGCGCAUGUCGAAGGUCAAGGCCAACGCCUACCUCAUCAACACUGGCUGGUCCGGCGGCAAGUUCGGCACUGGCAAGCGGUGCCCGCUCAAGUACACCCGUGCCAUCCUCGACGCCAUCCACUCUGGCGAGCUGGCCAACGCCGAGUACGAGGACUUUGACGUCUUCAACCUCAAGGUGCCCAAGAAGGUCAGCAACGUCCCCUCGGAGAUUCUCCACUCGAGGAACGCCUGGCCGGACAAGAAGGCCUUUGACGCCGAGAUCAACAAGCUCGCCGGCAUGUUCAACGAGGCCUUUGAGAAGUACGCCAGCGAUGUCAGCCCAGAGGUGCUCAAGGCCGGCCCCAACAAGGUCUAAGUGAUCUUCGACGGCUACUUUUGAUGAGCAUCUCUUCUCCUCCCAUCUGCAGCCCUCUGCCCCGUCUUUCUCUCCUUUUUCCCUUUUUUCUUUUUCCAUAUUUACUGUACGCAUCUAGAGAAUCCUCUCACAUACUCUUUUAAACUAAAAUGGCGAAAUGAUCAAAGCGAGACUACCCCGG
Messenger RNA from Acaromyces ingoldii, 1964 nucleotides. RefSeq names its product putative phosphoenolpyruvate carboxykinase. Gene Ontology annotation, cellular component: cytosol. Lineage: Eukaryota; Fungi; Basidiomycota; Exobasidiomycetes; Exobasidiales; Cryptobasidiaceae. Bases 122 to 1783 code for a protein of 553 amino acids. Gene Ontology annotation, molecular function: phosphoenolpyruvate carboxykinase (ATP) activity; ATP binding. The record is from RefSeq and is a predicted model, not a curated record. The transcript has 5 exons. Gene Ontology annotation, biological process: gluconeogenesis.